AAAUCAGUCAGGCACAUUUCCAGACACCUAUGACUCCGUGAAGGUCCUUUGUUAAUAACAAAAUGGCAGCCUUAUGUGGAGUUAGACACCGGUGGAAACGCACCAACUGCAUUCAAAUUCUUACGAGAAACUUGACUGGUACAAUUGACUAUGAUCUCGUCGUUAUUGGUGGUGGCUCUGGAGGUCUGGCUUGUUCCAAAGAAGCGGCCCAGCUAGGACAGAAAGUUGCUGUGUUAGAUUAUGUGGAGCCGUCAGUUAAAGGUACUAAGUGGGGCAUUGGUGGUACUUGCGUGAACGUGGGCUGCAUUCCCAAGAAGCUUAUGCACCAGGCUGCUCUGCUGGGCACAGCUCUGAAAGACGCUCAGAAAUAUGGCUGGCAAAUCCCUGGGCCCAUCUCCCAUGACUGGAGUACCAUGGCAGAGGCUGUGCAGAACCACGUCAGGUCCCUCAACUGGGGUCACCGUGUCCAGCUUCAGGACAAGAAGGUGAAGUAUCUGAACAUUAAAGGAAGUCUGGUGGACGAGCACACGGUCAAAGGGUUAACCAGGACUGGAAAAGAGAUUAUGCUGACUGCUAAGAACAUUGUGAUUGCCACUGGGGGGCGGCCAAAGUACCCCACACAUAUCCCUGGAGCGAUUGAGCACGGCAUCACUAGUGAUGAUGUCUUCUGGCUGAAGGAGUCCCCUGGCAAGACACUUGUAGUUGGUGCCAGCUAUGUGGCCCUGGAGUGUGCUGGCUUCCUGACAGGUAUUGGGCUGGACACCACAGUCAUGGUGCGCAGCAUCCCCCUCCGGGGCUUUGAUCAGCAAAUGGCAGGGCUAGUGACAGACCACAUGGAGGCCUAUGGCACCAAGUUCUCCUGGAGGAAUGUCCCUAAGAGAGUGGACAAGCUGUCAUCUGGGGCGCUGCAGGUGACCUGGACAGACAAACAGACAGGAAAGGACCAACAGGACACCUUCGACUCUGUGCUGUGGGCCGUAGGCAGAGCCCCUGAAACUAAAACUCUCAGCCUGGAGAAAGUUGGCGUCAAGCUCAACAAGGAGUCGGGGAAAAUACUUGUGGCUGCUGACGAAUCCACAUCUGUGCCGAACAUCUACGCUUUUGGCGAUAUCGGCGAGGGUCGACCUGAGUUGACCCCCACAGCCAUUAAGGCAGGGAAGCUCCUCGCCCGCAGGCUUGCAGGCCAGACCAAUGAGCUCAUGAACUACGACAACGUUGCCACCACAGUGUUCACCCCUCUGGAGUAUGGCUGUGUGGGCCUAUCAGAGGAGGAGGCUGAGAGCAGACAUGGGAAGGACUCCAUAGAGGUGUACCAUGCCUUCUACAAGCCUCUGGAGUUCACUGUGGCUGAGAGAGAUGCCAGCCAGUGUUACAUAAAGGUGGUGUGUAAGCGGGGUGGAGACCAGAGAAUCCUCGGCCUGCACUUCACUGGCCCCAACGCUGGAGAAGUCACCCAGGGCUUUGCUAUGGGCUUCCAGUGUGGGGCCACCCUCACUCACCUGAUGGAGACAGUGGGGAUCCACCCCACUUGUGCCGAGGAGCUGACCAAAGUCAACGUCAGCAAGCGCUCAGGGCUGGACGCCACGGUUACUGGCUGCUGAGGUUAAGCACCCCCUUCUCUGAACACACCUGAGCACACGGGAAGGAACCUCCUCGUAGAGACAGGGAAUGUGUCCCAAAUGGCACCCUCUUCCUUAUGUAGUGCACUACUUUUGACCAGGGCCCAUAGGCCUCUGCUCAAAAGUAGUGCACUAUAAAGGCAAUACGGUGCCAUUAGAGACGCAUACAGGGAAGUAGUUGUAAUGCAUAUACAGUAUGUGCAUAUACAUAGCUUUAUAUAUAUGGCUCUGGUUGCAACACUUUCUUGUCUCCUAGCCACCUCAUAACGGUCCAUGUGAAACCCGUAGAAGCACUCUCUGCUUAACAUCCCAGAAUCAGGUCUCCACUCCUCCUCUCCACUCCGUUUGACUGUGUCUUAUCAUUGCAGGGUCCUCCAGGUCAUGACUGCAAUGCUAUAUCUGGGGAAGGCAAGAUUUGUGUCAGGUUUGACUAGUGGUCACAUUAACCAGGCCAUGGUUACCCAAUUUAGCCCAGUAAUGUAUGUAGUAUGUCCCCUUCUCCCACUUUGAAAGCCAUAAGGAGUUCUAGACCCAGGUUCGUGAAAACGUCCAGCCACAAGCAGCAUCCUUUUAAAUACACUGUCUCAUAAAUCAGGAUUAGGGCCCAUUCCAGUUUGUUGAAACAGAACUGUAUAAGAGAGAGAAAGCCGGGCAACUAAUGUUUCUGAAAUAUAUUCAGCAAAUAUUGUUGUUUCUCCGCCUGUUCUUCCUGUCCAUUAGUCUUGAAAGUGACACAUGCGUUGCCCGGAUGACACUGAUGGAUGGGCCCAGGGCCGUCGCCGCGGUGACACCACCCCGUUUCCCAUGGACACACACAAACAGUCGGCGGGCUGGCUGUCAGUCAGAGGGGUGCAGAGCAGCAUAGGGCCCAGUCUGGGCCAGAGUGCAGAGCGCUUGAUUAGGCCUCGAACUCACUCCAGCACUCUGCUCCCUCCCCCCUCUCACCUCCCCUCACCCCCAAUGCACAAAGGAAUACAGUGGGACUACAAUAACAGCCUCUGUCAGUCUGUUUGUGGGGACGCCUUGGCUAGCAAGCUCUGGAAACCCAAUCCUUCUAUGGGAGAGAUGGAGGGAAGGAAACUGCCUGGGCCUGUGCCUGGGCCACAGUGGUGGCAGUACUCAACGCUGCCUAAAGGUGGCGGUAUUGCCCUCUUAUUUUCUUAGAAAAACUUGCCAGUCAAUAAAUGUUAGGGUAGUGAAGUUAGUGUAUAAUGAAUAAGCCCUGGCGCAUUCAAGGUGCACAUUUUAAUCCUUUAAUCCUUAUUUGAGAUAUCUGUUAUUGAAUGAAUGUGGAGACCAUGGAGGGUUUUGUAGCGCCAACUGAUAACAUUGUGUAUUUACAUGGCUGGCAGUUUAGCCCACAAAGUCAUCAGCCUCUGAGAUAAGGCAAUUUGUUUAUUUCACUUAACUGGCAUUAUACUGUUGUGAUUUUGACCAGUCACAUAAAUGAUGUCGUGCUAUUCAAGUCUUCAAACGUCAAGUACACCAUUCCACACCAGUCCACUCUUUUCCCAAUCAUCCUUUCCUAUAAGUACUGAAAGCUUAGAACUAUGCAGUGCUGGACUGAGCUGGACAGGUCAUGCAGUGCAGUUUGAGUGGAGUGGGGAGCGGUGGAGCUGAGGGGAGCUAAGAGGAGGACACUGGGCUGGUUUAUUUGUGUUUGAACUCUAAUCUGCCUGGCCUGAUUAAUGAUCCUGAUGAGGGGAGUGACAGCGCACUGCGCAGGAUGAUGGAGGGAGGGGAGAGCGGAGAGCAACAGCGCUACCAGGUUUAUUUGGACCCGGGGUUGAGGGAGGGAGAGCGAGGGAUGCAGCCAGACCAGGGGAAGAGGUGGAGGAGGGGAUGGAGAGGUGGAGGAGGUGUAGAAGGAAGGGCCGAUUCCUGUGUGCUCCGUUCAGGGACGGGGUGCUGACUGAAGGACCCUGACCCCCGCUCGGCAGGAACAGCUUGACUCUAUCACCCACUACACGGGCUGAGGCUGGGGCCAUUCAACACACACUGCCUGGUGUAUCUGGUGUAUUUAGCCAGGCAAAUUAGUAUAUGCCUCAUCUUGACGAGGCACUCAGUCCAGAGAGCAGGCUGCUACUGUUGAUCCCAUCUAACAGUAAGGUCCUGUAUUUUCUGCAUGAAGCUGCACAAACGCACAAUUUAGAAGUUAGAAUCAUAUUUAUGACUGAAUCAUUAAUUUGUUAUUGUAUUGUUUGAAAUGUCUCUGUUAAUUGUUGUUGAUAGACAAAGUGCCUUGGGCCUAGGGGCUUAAAUGGGAGAGCAGAAUCAGCCUCAGCCUUGCAGAAUGUAAUGGGUCAGGGUUCAACUUUCAGGUCGCCAGCUAAUGAUAACUUGCACUAAAACCCACAACUGGGGAGGGCAUGUCUGAUGACACCUGGCGACCAACUUUAGUUACUGUAAAUAGAGUAGCCUAAUUAACAAUUAUUUAUAUGUAAAAGAAGGAAUAAAAUAUGAGAAUGCAUUGUCUCCCAUUAAAAUAAUGAUGUCCUCUGUUUCA
Coregonus clupeaformis (lake whitefish) is the source of this 4125-nucleotide messenger RNA. RefSeq names its product thioredoxin reductase 2, mitochondrial. Bases 63 to 1601 code for a protein of 512 amino acids. Gene Ontology annotation, cellular component: mitochondrion; cytosol. The transcript is spliced from 17 exons. Lineage: Eukaryota; Metazoa; Chordata; Actinopteri; Salmoniformes; Salmonidae. The record is from RefSeq and is a predicted model, not a curated record. Gene Ontology annotation, molecular function: flavin adenine dinucleotide binding; glutathione-disulfide reductase (NADPH) activity; thioredoxin-disulfide reductase (NADPH) activity. Gene Ontology annotation, biological process: cellular response to oxidative stress; glutathione metabolic process; cell redox homeostasis.